Molecule: messenger RNA, 4705 nt
Organism: Orussus abietinus
Lineage: Eukaryota; Metazoa; Arthropoda; Insecta; Hymenoptera; Orussidae
Product: ataxin-10
Exons: 6
Coding region: 205-1797 (530 amino acids)
Biological process (GO): neuron projection development
Cellular component (GO): cytosol
Source: RefSeq, a predicted model, not a curated record
GAGUGAAAUGCGCUGCAACCUAACUUAACCUAUUCAGUGUAGUUUGGCGUGGUUUCGCGAUUUCGCGAUUGCCCAAGAAUGACCGGGAAAGAACCAUCAAUUACGUCUUUUUCAUUGAAGUGUUCAUUCCAUUUAUACGCAGCAUUUUAUUUAUAGUUAUUUAAUUAAACUAAAGAAGCAAUUAUUAUUUAGCCCGUAGCAAAAAUGGAUUUGAACAAGUUGAACGUUUGUAUGUCGGAGAAUGAUUGGGAUGAAUUACUCAAUAUUUUGAAACCAAAAUUCUUUCCAAAAGAUGACACUGGUAAAUUAAUUGAUUUUCGCAUCCUUGCUAAAGUGGCAACAUUACUGCUAAGUAAUCAACCGUCGGUUCCAAAUAAUGUCAAAGUGGUUGCAUUAAAGUGCCUGGCAAAUUCAUGUGUCAAUGGAUACCAUUACAAAAAAUGUAAUUUAAAAUUGGAGUUGGAAUCAAAGCAUUAUGAUAAAUUAUAUUCAUUACUAUCCAAGAACGACUCGGAGUCUCCUGGACCUAUAAUCGAUCAAGAAGAUUAUUCUUUAUUAGUGCAUUUUCCUUACGAAGGAAUUGCAAAUUGGACAAUAGAUUAUAUCACCGAGCAUAUUAAUAUAUAUGAUGAUUUGUCGGAAGAAGAGUUAGAUAUAUUGAGACUUAGUACGCAAUUCUUAUGCAAUUUUGUUGCAUUUGCAAUAAAAGAAAGUGAUGCUGAUGAUUUUCCUACAUGUUUGUCAAAUGAUGUACUCAAAACUGCAAUUAUGAAAUGUGCACAGAGUGAUCAUACUCCGAUAUCAAAAGCUGCGUGUACUUACAUUCAUAAUUCAUUGAAACGGUUACCUCAAAAUCUAUAUACAGAUGGUGAAAGGAUUCAAUUAAUAUCCCAUUUAAUAAAGCCUGUUAAAUUAGGCAUUCAAGCUGCUAUCGAUGCUAUGAUAUUUCUAUUGAAACAGCCAAAUCAGUUACGUUCUAUUUACGAUGACUUGCCAGUGGAUGAUAAAUUAUAUUUAUUAGAGCUUCUUCAUCUAAACUUAAGAGAUUUUAUCUAUAAAGAAGACAGUAAUGACUUCGAUACAAGUUUAUCCAGCGAUAGCAUUGUCUUUUUGGCAGAAAUGUUUCAGCAAAAAUGUGAUUUGAUUUUGAAAACCGUUGAUUCACGCUUAGAUGGAAAAGAACCAACUGAAAUAAUUAUACUGCUUGACAUAUUAGGUACUUUAACUACAACAUCCUCAACAAGCCACUGUAUCUUACAGGACAAUAAAAGCUUCCUUAUUAACUGCAUAUAUUUGCUCAAGGCAUUACAUACAGCUGGUAAAACAUCAGAGAAUUACUUUACACCAGUACAAAAAUUAAGUGAACUUGCACCCAGUGCUCAGCAUUUGUUAGAUAAAGAAAAUACAGGAGGAGAUCCAAAGCAACCGGCAAUGAAUAAUUAUAAAAAAGACAUACAGGCCCAUCCAGCUUUUGGUUUUAAGGCAGGAUUAAUUCGGAUAAUUGGGAAUUUAGCAUAUAAGCACAAAGCAAAUCAAGAUUCGCUCCGAGAAACCGAAGCGAUACCGCUUCUACUGGAUUGCUGCAACAUGGAUGCUAGAAAUCCACUGAUAAUACAGUGGACAAUUCUAGCGGUGAGGAACGUCUGCGAGGGCAAUCCUGAAAAUCAAAACGUAAUUCGGGAACUGACGAAAGUGGGGGUCGUGGACAGCGCAAUUAUCCGAGAAAUGGGCCUGACGCUACACGAAGGAGAGGAUGGGAAAGCAAUCGGCGUGGUACCAUUAGUCAACAACAAAUGAACAAAUCCGCAAGUACACGUUUUCCUAUUUUCGCGCAUGCAAGAUGUGCUCGACCGACCGUGGAAGUUUCUUAGUUUCCGUUUAACUGGUGGCAUGCUUUAACCAGCGGAUAAGUAAAAUAUUUGGGGCAAAAUUACCCCAGUUUCCUGUGUCCCAGGACCGAAAGGCCACGUCGGUGCGUUAAGUUGAAAUAAAAGAGAGGAGAAAGAACCGUGGACACACCCAAUGUGAAGUACCUCGGCAAUCAUCCCGAAGAUGGAACGAGUUUGAGAGGUGAAAUCGUUAUAGUACGCUUCCUCUUCGAUUUCCACUCCCGAGGAAAAAGUAAUGGCUCCUUUUGGCUAUAAAUAACGAGUUAGAUGAAGCGUUUCCACAGGUAUCAGGCGGCUCUUGCGCAAAUAUCCACGGCAUUUCAAUUAGCGUGCAAGUGGAGUUCGCGAUGGCGGUACUCGAUAUAUAUAUAGGCGUGCAUCACCGUGUUGCAUAUCCGGGGGAAACUCGAAUCAGCGAUCUGUAAUAAUUAUCUAAUUAUAUCGGCCACAAUGUCUUACUACACCGACAGCGCACGUUCGAUAACGUAUCGGUGAUCAUUCCAUCGAUCCUUAUGAAUAAUAACGGGCCCGAUGGCCCCGCGGAUUGUAAACAUAGCUUGUUACAUGCGAUCGCGGAGUGAGCUCGCAAUUAUAAGCCGUAUAGGCAUCAUUACGUGAAAUAUGAUCCCGCGUUGCGUAAAGCGUCAUUUUAACUGCAUUUUCAGCCCGGUGAUUUACGAUUGCAGUAAAGCGCCGCCUGUGCGUUCGCGGUCCGUUGAGUACGGCGCCUUAAGUCGCACGAAGUAAAGGCAAGAAUCAAUCCUAAGGUGAUUUUUAUCUUCUGCAAAUGACGACUAUGAAUGGCGGCUUAUACGAGAUUAUCGUCACUUUCGCAAUGUGCGAUCCAGAGCCUAUGGAUUUUUUUUUUUUUCAGAAUUUCGUUUUCGUUUGGUGGUAAUAGAUUUACACAUGAAUUCAACAACAGGGCUGUUGUGAUGGUUCUUUCACAUCCUGGAGAGUAAAUUAAUAUUUUUCGACUAAGAUAUUGUUAGGUGUUUCUUCGUAAGCUUCGUUAUUACCGUAUUUGUAUAGUACCAAAAUGUUGGGAUCUUGUCACGAUCCAAUUUGUUUAUAGAGGGUUGAAAAAGAAACAACUGUUGAAGAACCGAUCGAUUUAUUUUCGGGUUUAGUCGACACACCUCGGUAAUGAGCCUACGAACAAUACCGAAAUAACGGAGUCUGUCGGCUGUUGCUCCGAGGUCUUAACAAGGAGUAACUAAAUAUGUCUCCGCGUUUUAUGCGGAUAGAAGUAGCCAGGAUCCUGAGUAUUGCAAUCUGACUUCCUGUUUCAGCAGACACACCUUUGGUCGGAUUCACCUAACAAUCCGACACAAUUUGCAAAUUUCGAACGUGUCUGAGAUUUAUACUUAUUGAUGUAACGUGAUGGCAUUUGGCUUUGAUUUAUAAAAGCAGAGACACGCCAUUAUUCGAAAGUGAGGUACGGUUCACCAACACGGUGGAAUUGCUUUCAAAGGGGGGAAUGUUCUCUAUCGGUAUAGAAAAACGCAUCUGUAGAUUUAAAAUACAGCACAGUACUGACGAAUGAAAUUAUCGCCUUUUCGUUUUUACUGUCAGUGUUAAUGUAUGUUGCGAAUGAAGAUUAUGGAUACCAAAUAAAGUUGUUGUUCGUAGGUGGUGGAGAUUGCGGCGCUUCACAUACUCAUACUGUUUUACCGAUCACAAUGAUUUCGCCCCUUUGAAAGUAAUUCCGAUUUUCACAGGGCAUAAAGAGUGUAGAGGGCGCCAGUGGACCGUACUUCACCUUCGAACAAUGGCGCGAAACAUCUCCCCAUUCAUUUCUGAUUCAAAGAUUUCUGAUUGCGCCCUGCGGUAAUUAGUAGCAGUUUUAAGGAGAUUCGCUAACGAAUUUUCAACAAAUGGGCUUAUGGAUAUUUCAGUUUCUAAUUUCUGAUGGAGGCUAGUGGAAGAAAAUAGUCGAAACAGUGUCACCCACAUCUCUGUACCAUGGAGACAGUUUUCCGAUUAAUUUACGAUUACUUAAAAAACCUAUUAUGUGACAGCUCAUUCUUCCAUUCUUUUUAUAAAGUAGAAUAAAGAACCAUUUGUUUAUAAAAUUUAAUUCAAGCGAAUGCUGCUGUCUUAAUUAACAAAUGCUUUUUCCAGUCUAAAUUAAUUCCAAAUGUCAACGAAUAGAAGUUUUCCGCAUCAACUAAGAGAAACAUUAAGAAAUGCAGAUAUCGAUAAGUUCAUCCGUUAAGAACUGACUUCCGAAUUCUUUUAACACUCUGGCUACAAGAUAUUCGUCUGUAAGUCCUGUCCCACCAUAUCACCCAUGUACGCACAUGCAACUGUCACUUAACAUAUGAAACAAUAGACAUUUAUGAUUAGUCGUGAAAACACUUUCGCCCCGCGUGGGGUGAUCGUUACGUUUAUCAAUAUUUGACACGUCCGAUUGAUUAGUGGAACGCCACGUCCCGUUAGUUUCAAUCCCCGAGUUUUAUCCCAAGCCUCGACUUCAAUCAAUCGUAUAUUUUUCUGCCCGACCAAGUGCCGUCCGAAUGGCUGCGUAGCCAUGCAGCGCUAUCUUAGAGUAGCGAUCGUAGAACGUAGUUCACAGGUGACAACCGAUCGAUAAUCAAUAAUCUCGUAAUGAGAAUUUCCCGGCUGACCCACGAGGAGAACCGCUCAAUUAGACCGGCCUCAGCGUUAACCGCUAGCGUAUUGUUUAUUAACGAAUGAUAUUUUACACCUUCCGGCGAGCGACUUUCUCGCUGCAAGGUGUCCAGCUCCUUCCCCGAUUGCGAUCGACGAUCCGUUCCGAGCAGUCCUUGGACGUCGACUCGUGGCAGGACGGU